Molecule: messenger RNA, 2874 nt
Organism: Peniophora sp. CBMAI 1063
Lineage: Eukaryota; Fungi; Basidiomycota; Agaricomycetes; Russulales; Peniophoraceae
Source: the annotation of a GenBank genome assembly
AUGAGCAGCGUUGGCUUCCGCCCACCGCCCAGAAGAACCCCAACCAAAUUCUCGCGGAGGACUAAGACCAUGUCCGACUUUUACCUGACCCACUGCCAACUCUGCAACACCGCCUGCACAGGCGUCGCCGGCCUGGCCAACCACUACCGUAGCUCACCAAGGCAUCCCACCUGCCCAAGGUGCGGGACAGGCUUCUUCGAUAGAAGCGACCUUGAGACUCACGCUGCCGAGAAACACCCACGUACGACGUGUUGCGGUCUCUCCAUUGCCAUCGAGGACCUCGAAGAGCACUAUUUUAACUCGAUGAACCAUAUGCACUGCGACUCGUGCGAGAUCGGGUUCAAGGAAGAGAAUGAUUUGCGCGAGCACAAUCGUAUACAACAUUCACGACACACUUGCACCGUCUGCGACAAGGACUUUUCUUCCGCAGAUGAACUCAAGGCGCACAGGAAGACCCGCGGCGUUCACGUACUGUGCGAAUUCUGUAACGGAGCGUUCAAGAACACCGGUGCUAUGAUCGAUCACUACGCGAACACACAUCUCGCCGCCGCGCUCAACGACGAGCACUCUGAGGAGGAAGCGGCGUCAAUUGUUGCCCUUUCUCCCAUACGGCCUACUGCGGCCACAUCUACGCCCGAGCGCUUCUUGUCCAUGCCAACAGCGCGGGCACCGCUCUCCGUGCCUUCAGACAGCGACAGCAGUGAUCUCUCGCUUCCGCCGUCUCCAGCUGUUGUGUCUGAUCUCUCGUUUCUGUCCAUGUCCGGAUCUCCGGCCCAACUACCGGCCGUUGUUGCUCAACUUGUCGCCAACAACCCUGCUGCCCAGGGCGAGCUUGGCCUCGUGCCGAGUAUCACGAACUCUCCACUCCUUUUCUUGAGGAGCACUCCGCCUCAGUCUGGCGCACGACGUGCACCGACGCCCGCGGAAACUCCGAGCGGCGACCUCAGUGAUGUCCGCAACCUCGCAGGGACGCCGAUGCGCGCUGCACGGAUCAGCCCUUUGCUUCGCCCGCAGGCACAUGUGCAUGAAGUUUUGUCAGAAUCUGAGGAGGAACACGAGCAGGACGACCGCUUCCACUUUGUCGACGACGAGGAUACCACGGAGGAUGAGACACAGGAGCUAUCCAUGCCGGACAGGCGGGAUUCCUUCUUCGAGGCAGAGACACCGACCUCAGAAGCUCCUCGUCGGAUCUCAUUCCUCGAUGUUGGAGGGCAGACGCCCGUCGCCUAUCUCCCUGGCUCGAUGUCUUUCUUCGAUGCAUCCACACCCAUGGCAGCAUCGACGCCUACUCUGGAACGCGGCCCCAUAUUGGAAGAGGAUUCUGAGGCCGAGCGACCAUCUCCCUCUCGUACACUGGCGAUCAAUGUUGCGGCGGCCCGUGCUCAAGCUGCUGCAAACCCGCAUACCAUCAUUGUCGAGACCGACAGUGAGGCAGAGCCGGGCACGCCGACCCCGAGCCCACGCCCUCUUCCUGGUGCUUCGGCGUCCGAAUCACGCCCCAUGAUGGCGGCUUCCCGCACUAUGACACCACCCACUGCUUCACUGUUGGUCACUCCGCCUCGUUCGGGAGAGACGACACCGCCUACCGCAACUUGGCGCGCGGACACGCCGCCCACUGCGACCUUCGGUAGCGCCGUCUGGGCAGGUCAAGUGUCAUCGUCCUUGGCAUUGCCACCUUCGACUCCUCCUAAGAGUGACCCUCGUGAGGAAGACGGCCCACCCGCUUCGCGGAUGUCUGUACAGAGUCCUCGUCCGGCUGGUCAUCCAAGCCCACCCUUGAUCAUCCCUCUUCCACCGUCUGCACCUGCUACGCCGCCCAUCGCCCGUCCGACUGCACCCACGCCUGCGCUUACUACACCAGUGGCUACUGAGUCUGAGGCACCAUCUGCGGCCCAUGUACCGACGCAUGUACCGGCACCUGCUCCCAUUUUGCGGUCUCACUCGCAUGCUCACGCGCAUGUACCUCAUCGUCCGGGUCCGCCGCCCGCAUAUGCGAUUCCACUCCCGCCCUCAGAACCCUCAACGCCACCGGUGUCCCACGCACCAUACAACACACAGUAUCAUCCGUCCAUUUCUAGGGGUCAUCCUAUCGCUUCGUCGCCUCCUGGGCCCCACGCACCGAUUCCUCGCCAAGGCGUGCCUCACGCGCACUCGUUCAACGGCCCUAUUCGAUCGCACGCUGCUUCGCCCCCGUCUCGCUUCAUGGCUCCGACCCCGCCUCGCUCGCAUCCCUCCACGCCGCCGCACUCGUUCGCCACUAUCCACCAUCAUCAUCGCCACGCUCCGCCACCUGCUAUCACAGUCCCGCUACCACCAUCUGCUCCGGUGUCACCACCUCUGUCUUCGCCUCGCCCGACUGCCACACAAGGGUCAACUCCGCCUUCGAGCCCUCGCCCCCGUGCUGCUCAGGUCAACAUGCCCAUCAACGCACCGCGUCGCGUCUCGACGCCGAACUCCCAUGCACGCGUCGCGUCGCCCCUCGCUUCACCGCCCAUCAGUGCGUCGGGUAGCCCCACACACAGACACGCGAACGUCACGCCGCCGAGUUCCGUCCGUGCGCGAUCAGCAUCAGUAGCGUCCUCCCGCGUACGCUCGUCCUCGUUGUCAACACGCCCAGCCAUCGCUGCGGCGGAGUCUGACGCGGACGAUGAACAGGAGGUGGAGAUCAAGAUGGAGCAUAAACGGAGCCCGUUUUUUUGUCGCUCGAAGACAUGCACGGCGGAUCCUUGCGUCGCUCCCACCGUGACCGCGUGCGGCCAUAUCUUCUGUCACUCGUGCAUCGACCGCGAAGUACGGGCUACCGCGCAUUGCCCUCAGUGCGGCGCCGCGCAGUUGCUCUUCGCCUUGCUCAGGCUCGACCUCAGUGAUGCAUAG